UUUCCUAAAGCAAAAUUCUACUUCUCAAGCACGCCAGGCAUAGGAUCGUAUUUUCUUUCAAAAAUGGCUUCGAUGUAUUGCAGAUUGGCAUCGUCGAAGGUGGGCUUGCAAGUUUUUGAAUUUCUAAGAGAAAAAGACCCUAGCUUUGUUCUAGAAAUGGACGUUUACUCUACGUCGCUGUGGAUCAACAAGGAUACAAACCUUUUAGGAUUGCUUGCAAAGGAUUUAAUAUCCACAGCACCAAAUCAUUACAUUACUUGGUCUGUUAUAGGAAAUUACUACUCGCUAAAUGGGAUGCCCAAGGAAAGUACCACGUGUCUUAUGAAGAGCCUCAGCAUUCUGGAAAACCCCUUUGCAUAUUCGCUCUUAGGAUUUGAGUUCAACAUCAGAAGCCAGUAUUUGGAGGCACAGAACUACUUUAAGUCUUCACUUUGCAUGCUGGAAAAUAACGACAAAGCCAACUUUGGACUGGGAGUUGCAUAUAGUGAGACAUCAAAGCGGGCGGCAGCAGAGGCGUAUUUCAAGAAGGCACUAGCAAUAAAUCCCAGUAAUCUCAAUAUGAAAGCAUUUUU
Vittaforma corneae ATCC 50505 is the source of this 572-nucleotide messenger RNA. RefSeq lists its product as uncharacterized. Lineage: Eukaryota; Fungi; Microsporidia; Nosematidae. Gene Ontology annotation, molecular function: protein binding. The annotation marks the transcript as partial. The record is from RefSeq and is a predicted model, not a curated record. Gene Ontology annotation, biological process: cell division. The transcript has a single exon.